This is a messenger RNA of Amaranthus tricolor (Joseph's coat), 3072 nucleotides long. Its product is annotated as protein RDM1. The transcript is spliced from 3 exons. Bases 2306 to 2833 code for a protein of 175 amino acids. The record is from RefSeq and is a predicted model, not a curated record. Gene Ontology annotation, cellular component: RNA polymerase V complex; nucleus. Lineage: Eukaryota; Viridiplantae; Streptophyta; Magnoliopsida; Caryophyllales; Amaranthaceae.
CCUCCUCUCUUGUUUUUUCUUGUGCUCGUUUGUUAGGGAUCUGGUUCCUUAGACUGCAUCUUUUCUUCUUCUCAAUGCCAAUUUUGGAGGCUUGAUAUGGUUCUGAUGUUAGGAAUCGGAAUGUUGCCGCCGGCGAUCUGGUUCUCGUUUCCGUACCGUUCUGGUACGAACGUUCCUUUACGCCGUUCGGUGCAACGUUUUCCGUUCAGGUAACUAGUUUUUGAUGCUUUUAGUGGAUUGGAGCUAUAGUGAAAUCUGUCGUUUUCGUCGCAAUUCUGGUAAAUGUCUUGGAGAUGCGGUAAAGAUGGUGGGAUAUAGUAGUAAUUUCUCUAAAUAUAGGUUGACACCUUGAGAUAUCCAUUGAAUCGGCCUGAAACCAAGUUUUUACUUCUUUAUGAUGUGAGUAGUAUCGGUGUGAUAGAUUUGAAAAUCUUCAAGAAUCAGCCAAUACGAUACGAUACAACCUUUUUUUUUUGGCUCUAAAUUGGAGCUUACGAGUUGAGUGGAAAAUGAUUUUCAAAAAGAAAUGUAAUAUCGUUGUCUAUUUGUCAAGUUUAUUUUGUGUGUUCUACCUUGAAAAGCUUUACCUUGCAGAUAAUUAAACAAAAAUGACACCAAUCAUAUUUUUUUAUAAAUGUCAGUUUUACAUCUUGAAGUCUCCAAUGCAACUGAUUUUCUCAUUUUUUGUUGAUUUAGGAGAAUUCCGUAAUUGUUUUAAGUUUUGUGAACUUGAAAAGCCUUCUGUUUUUUGAAUUAUAUGAUGCUUUAUAAGACCCAUUGAGCACUAAAUUGGCGUGCCUUCAUCAUCUUAAUUCUUGGUUAGUUUUAAGCCUGUAAGGUUAUCAUUUAGCAAGAAAAGUAAAGGAGGAAAUGGAGAAGCAUGGAUGUUUCCCUUAUGUUACUCUUAUUGUUGAGUUCUAUUGUCGUGAGAGAUUUUCAAAUGCUGAAGAACUUUCAAAUGAUAAGCUUUUGAAUAUAGUGCGUUAAGGGUUGUUAUGCUUACCUUUGGGAAAUCUAGAUAGAUAUAUGUAUCCUAUGAAUUCAAAGGGUGAAAUGAAACAAAAAUGGUGGCACUCUUUAUGCUAGCCCCUAUAGUGCAUUUUUUUUUCCAUUCUAGGUAACUUCAAAGGGUCUCAAAUUAACUUUGGCUCAUCUAGAAACGGACAAAGCAGAAUGUUUCUGGUGGUGUCCUGACUCUUGACAAAUCAUACCAUUGAUCUCUUCUGCCUUACUCAUUCGAAUUUCAAACAAAGAGUACCCCUUUUGUGUUACUUAAGGAUAUAGAGGAGGACUCUCGCAGAAAUAAUUUGUAUACUUGAAUGCCAUUGUUAAAUGUGUAUUUUGUGAAGUAGAAGCUAAGAGGCUUAAGUACUUGCUACAUGACAUGUUUAUAGAAAAACAAUUUGUAAAUUGUUGACCUCUGCACAUAUUUAUAUUGCCUUCUGCUAGUAGACCAACUACGUAAGAAAGACACACUAGAGCAUACUAGUUCUUUCUUCUCACCAAUGAUCUUAAAGAGAGUGGUUCUAAGGGAUAACUUAUUCAAGUUUUGAUGAAUAAUUUGAGCCUAAAGAUGUGGAAAAACUCAGCGAAAUAAUUAAGUUCAAUGUUUGAGGCAAAAGCAUCAUUCAUUUACUUUGAUUUCUAGUGGUAGUUGCAAUCAUCACAGGCAAAAUGCAAUAACAGCAUUCUUUGAGUUUCUUCCUGCUGUAUGAAUUUUGGUGUCUGAUGAUAGUUGAAAUUUUAAGAAACGCAAAACAUGAUAGUGGCAUUCUUUUAGUUUCUUUCUGCUCUAUGUUAAUUGUGACUUGAGUUUAGCAACCCAGAUUCCAGAUGCCAAAGUGUGCUGCACAGCAGAGGAUUUAAGGUAGAAUUUGGAAGAGAUUUGUUGUGCCAAGUAUAGAAAUUAACGCUUUUUAUUUAGCCUGACAAGUGACAAGUCUUUUGAAAGGGUUUUAAAAUUAUUUCUGUUGUUUUAAGUUUUCAUUGUUGGUGCUGUUAACUAACUAAAUUGACAUCAUAAAUCUUAUUUGUCAAUUUGUCACAAUGUAGAUGCCUUUUUAAGAAAUUCAUAAAAAUUUUACUUUGUUGAUGGUGGAAGAGGGUUUUGUCACAGUGGCAAUAACGUGGGGUAUUUUGAGGUUUUCAUGCUGCCUGCGGGGAUGACUAUUGGUUUAAAUUUCUCUUUAAUAUGCUUUUCCAACAGGCAUGUUGAGUUCGCUCCAUUCUGCUCGUUAUCCGUAAGAGGAUCAGUCCAAAAUAAUUUAACUAAGCAAGACUUCUGAUACAAUUCGGAUAUCCAUCAAUGUGGAAUAUGCCUAUUCCUGGGAAUGAUCAGGUAGAUCUCGUGUCAUCGGAUGAUGAUGCUACAGAUAUGGAAGCAGAUGGAGGUCCCUUUGGUCAGAAUCAAACCUCCAAUGCUCUUAAUAGUCAGCUUGCUGAUGGAAAUCCUUCUGAAGAUGUCAUUAUCAGAAGGGCAAAAAUAUACCAGGAUUACAUGAAGAAGGUCUCGAUUCCAUGCCAACGUGGUUCGGUCAUUCCAUGUAAUUCAUGGAUGGGUUUAGCCAAGUCAAUCAAGGAGCUAUAUGGGCAACCAUUGCACUACCUUACAAAUAUUCUCCUAAAACAGUGGGAUCAAGCAAGAUUUGAAACCGGGGAAGAGUUCCAGCCGUUAGAUACCAUUAUUCACUCUGUAAAAGCAGAAGCGACCAUAUGGUUCAUCGAGGAAGUUCAUCGUCGCACAGCUUCAUACCAUCAAAUUUCAAAACUCUGGUUGCGCGAUCCUAUGUAUCGUGCGUUUGUAGACCCUAUAUUCCCUAGUUUAGAACACUGACUGUUUCUUUGUCGUCGAUAAUGCCGUACCCUUGGUUGGGAGGUGGGAGUUGGGUUUAUGUGGUGAACUUUUUCCUAUAUUUAUGUGAAUAUAUGGACCAAUUUGGUGUAGACGUAACUGCAGUAGUGAUAGAUUUCAGAAGACAAGUUUAAGCUAUGAACGAAUCUAGUCUCUUUGUAACCAAUACUAAUGAAGUUAUUGAAAUUUCACUUAUUUCACAUUUUGUGUGCCGUUACAAU